This is a messenger RNA of Chiloscyllium plagiosum (whitespotted bambooshark), 1321 nucleotides long. NCBI's taxonomy places the organism in Eukaryota, Metazoa, Chordata, Chondrichthyes, Orectolobiformes, Hemiscylliidae. The record is from RefSeq and is a predicted model, not a curated record.
GAUAAUCGGGAACGUUAAUGGAAUGUUGGCCCUUAUUUCAAGGGGUUUGGAGGUCACCACGCCAGGCCGGGAGGCUGCUACACCAGGCCAGGAGGUCACCACGCCAGGCCGGGAGGCUGCUACACCAGGCCAGAAGGUCACCAUGCCAGGCUGGGAGGCUGCUACACCAGGCCAGGAGGUCACCACGCCAGGCCGGGAGGCUGCUACACCAGGCCAGGAGGUCACCACGCCAGGCCGAGAGGCUGCUACACCAGCGCAGGAGGUCACCACGCCAGGCCGGGAGGCUGUUACACCCGCACAAGAGGUCACCACGCCAGGCCGGGAGGCUGUUACACCAGGCCAGGAGGUCACCAUGCCAGACCAGGAGGCUGCUACACCAGGCCAAGAGGUCACCAUGCCAGGCAAGGAGGCUGUUACACCAGGCCAGGAGGUCACCAUGCCAGGCAAGGAGGCUGUUACACCAGGCCAGGAGGUCACCAUGCCAGACCAGGAGGCUGCUACACCAGGCCAAGAGGUCACCAUGCCAGGCAAGGAGGCUGUUACACCAGGCCAGGAGGUCACCAUGCCAGACCAGGAGGCUGCUACACCAGGCCAAGAGGUCACCAUGCCAGGCAAGGAGGCUGUUACACCAGGCCAGGAGGUCACCAUGCCAGACCAGGAGGCUGCUACACCAGGCCAAGAGGUCACCAUGCCAGGCAAGGAGGCUGUUACACCAGGCCAGGAGGUCACCAUGCCAGACCAGGAGGCUGCUACACCAGGCCAAGAGGUCACCAUGCCAGGCAAGGAGGCUGUUACACCAGGCCAGGAGGUCACCAUGCCAGACCAGGAGGCUGCUACACCAGGCCAAGAGGUCACCAUGCCAGGCAAGGAGGCUGUUACACCAGGCCAGGAGGUCACCAUGCCAGACCAGGAGGCUGCUACACCAGGCCAAGAGGUCACCAUGCCAGGCAAGGAGGCUGUUACACCAGGCCAGGAGGUCACCAUGCCAGACCAGGAGGCUGCUACACCAGGCCAAGAGGUCACCAUGCCAGGCAAGGAGGCUGUUACACCAGGCCAGGAGGUCACCAUGCCAGACCAGAAACCCUGGAAAUCCAUCCCAUUGCUCAAAUUAUUCCUUGUUAUGUGCUUUAGUUUACAACAAUACAAGAGGAAGCAGCAUCAAAAACAGUGCCAGAGGUUUGCUGUCAUUUUGAAUGAACACCAUAUGAAGGAUACUUGAUGUCCAGUAGAGCCUAUUGGUCGAUUGUUCCUUUGCUGUUGUACACAAACAUGCUACUCAGCAGAACUGCGAGUGCGAAAAUCUUAUUAUCAUUGCUUUCAU